ACCUGUCUGCCCUGAGCGAGAGUGAAAGGUACUGAGGGGAGAGCACAGCACACUUUCUGGACCCGGAGUUUGUUUGUACUUUUAGAGAAGUUACUCCCCCCGUACAUUUCCGCCGGGUUUUAAGGGAAAACCAACGAUAUCGUGAAGUAAGCAGCUGGAACCCAUCAGAUACUUGUAAGCGUGGAUGCGAGGCUCUGUUUGAAUGAACAUCAUGGACGGCUGAUUCGCACACUUCAUUGACCUUACAGAAUAUUUGCCAUGCUACAUGGGAAGACUCUGAACUCCACCUUGCUCUUCCUCCUCAUCCUCAUCUUCUUUGCCACAGCCCAUGGUCGCUCCUACCCUCGUUUCUCCCGUAAUGACACUGAGUUCCAGCACCUGGUGCUCCACCCGGACCCCACUGUGGGGACGGUGUACGUGGGGGCCAGGGACCACCUCUUCCAGCUGGACGGAUCGGACGGACUCCGGUUGGAGCAAGAGGAGGCAACUGGCCCAGUAAGCGACAGCAAAGAGUGCCUUCCCCCAGUCAACGAGUUCAACUGUCCCCAGGCCAGGAGAACCAGUAACCACAACAAACUACUCCUGGUGGAUCCCACGGCGUUGGAGUUGAUCACCUGCGGCAGCAUCCACCAGGGAACCUGCCAGAAACGCAACCUCAAGUCGAUCAAAGAGGUUGUCUUCUCCACUGAGAGGCCCGUGGAUACGCAGUAUGUCGCCGCCAAUGACCCAUUGGUUUCAACCGUGGGGCUGGUGGUGGGGCUUCGUGGCGGGGAAAGGACAGUGAUGUAUGUGGGGAGGGGCUAUACCGCCAGCCACCCGCCCAUCUCCACCCGCCACCUUUCAUCAGAACCCAUCUUUUCCUACGAGGAGACGGCUAAGCUGGCAGUCGCUGGACGUCUGUCGGAAUACGACCACCAUUUUGUGAUGUCUUUCACACGGCGCUCUUAUGUUUACUUUUUGUUUUACCGUCGUGACAUCAAGUCAGCAUCGAGGGAGUACCGGACGUAUGCUGCCAGAGUGUGCCUGGACGACACCUCCUAUUAUUCCUAUGUGGAAGUUCCUCUUGUCUGCCGAUCCCCCUCCUUCUCCAGGACUUACAACUUUCUCCAGGCUGCUCAGGUGGGACAAGGUGGAGACCAGGAAGGCGAGGAUCUGCUGGGAGUCUUCUCCACCCGCGCCGGCUCCACAAACAACAAUCCCCUGGAUGCCUCGGCUCUGUGCGUUUACCCACUGGAGGAGCUGGACAGACACAUCAACUCCACCCGCGACCUCUGCUACACCCAGGACGGCCGGGUGGAGGGGGAAGGAGAGGUGGCGUACAUAGAGUACGAGGUCAAGUCCAGCUGUGCCAACCUGCCCAUGAAUACCCUUAAGGCAUAUGCCUGUGGCUCCGACCACACCCCCAGUCCAAUGGCGAGCCGGGCACCCCUGGAAGCUGAAAUGGUGUGGGACACCUCGGCCGCCCGUCUCACUGCGGUGGCUGUGAGCGUCAGAGAGGGACACAGCAUCGCCUUCCUCGGAGACUCCAAAGGAACUAUGCACAAGGUAUAUCUGGGCCAAGAUGGCCGGGUGGAGGUAUAUGCAAACACGACGAUCCAGCCCAACUCCCCCAUUAAAAGUGACCUUUUAUUAGACCAGAAUGGAGCAUACAUCUACAUCAUGACCAAAACUACUGUAGAGAAGCGUCCAGUGGCAGAAUGUGGAGUCCACCUUGACUGUCAGUCGUGUCUGUCUGCCAAAGACCCCUAUUGUGGCUGGUGUGUCCUGGAGGGACGGUGUGGCCAGCGCUGGGAGUGCCAGCGAGGCUCCACGCAGGGCCAGUGGCUGUGGAGCUUCAACCAGAUGCAGCAGUGCCUCAAUAUCCAGCACCUCAGCCAGUACAACAUCAGCCGCGGGGAGAAAACGGAUAUCGCAGUAUCAGUCGAGGGCCUCCCCAGCCUGGGAAAAGGAGAGGCCUACUCUUGCUUCUUCCAGGACACAGAAGUUCCUGCCUCAGUCACUGACACUGGUGUCACAUGCCCCACCCCCGAUGCCAGCCGACUGCCCCCCAUUGGCCAUGGAGAUGAGUUUGUGAUGGUGACCCUGUCACUGCGCUUUACCAAUGUGACGGUGGCAGAAACCGAAUUCACUUUCUACAACUGCAGCUUGGUCCAACAGCUCUCCGGACGCAGACCAUGCCAAGGGUGUGUGAGCAGCCGCUGGGGGUGUAACUGGUGCAUCCACCAGCACAUCUGCACACACACACACACCUGCAGCCGAGGAGUCACCAUCUACAACCAGAAUUUCAAACCGCCCACACCCACCAUCCCACCACCCACCACUUUACCUCCCACCGUCCCGGCCACAACAACCACCACAACAACAACCGCACAAACAACAACAGAGCCACCACCUGCAGAGACACCCACUCCCACCACGGCAGCUGUCCUUACAACUUCCACUACAGUGACACCACCCACCACCCUUCAAGCUGAACCCACCUCCCCCCUUACGCUGGAAACAACCUCCCCCUUUGUCAGGGUCUUCAGCCAGGCCACCACCACACACACCUCCACCUCAGGAGGCUGGGGGGCGACGGAUGGAAGCACUGCAGGAGCUUUUUCAGAGGAUGCAGAGACUGAAACCUUGAAUAUCACUGAGAAAACUCCCCAAACUAUAUUACCCAGCAGCACUAGUGGUUAUGUAGACUCUAAUUUAGAGCCGACUGAGGAAGCGGUGUACUCUGAAGUGAGCUCCACCAGCUCCAGUGAUGUGGUCCCUCUCACAGAGCUGCAUCUCAGGGACCAUGCGGAGCGUGCAGAGAGUCAGACAGCUCCAUGGGAGAAGGAGGAGGAAGUGUCUGAGGCAGAUUCUGCUACAGGUUCCUCCAUUGCAGAGUCGAGCCCCAGAGAAAUGCCGCUCAUCGCCACACAAACAACCGACAUAUUUACUGAGUCCAACUCUGAAUCUGAAGAUAACUACCAAUCAGAUUCCUCCUCUGAUUCUUACUUCAGGGAGUGUCCGUGUGUGGAGAAGGUACAGGAUUCCUCUCUGCUCCCAGUCAACGUGGAGAGGAAGGUCACUCUGCUGGGACAACACCUCCACCUCUUCCAGGAUGAGAAUCUGGACUACGAGUGUGUGUUGGACAUUGAGAACCAGUCGGUGGUGGUGGAGGCCUCCGUGGAGCCGGAUGCUACAAACCCAUCAGUGUUCUCCAUCACCUGCCAACCCCACCAGUAUGCCUAUUCUGCCUUAUUGGAGGAAUACCCCGCCAUGAUCAACGUGAGGAGAAAAAACAACUUCCUCAUCGACAGCACUGAGGAUCUGUACGUGACCCUGUUUAAUUGUUCUGUGGGGCGGUCCGACUGCAGCCGGUGUAGAACAGCCGACCCGAAGUACGGCUGUGUGUGGUGCGGGGGGGGCGCCGGCUCUCACUGCGUGUUCCAGGACUCCUGCAGCGACGACGUCAAACACUCCUGCCCUGCACCCGUCAUUCACUUCUUGGACCCGGUGUCCGGUCCCAUAGAGGGGGGCACGGUUGUGACAAUUUCAGGCUCUAACCUGGGCCAGAGGGCUGAAGACAUCCAGAACUCGGUCACCGUGGCGGGGGUCCCCUGCAGCGUCAUCAGCAGCAGAUAUGAAGUCUCCUCCAGGAUAGUGUGUGAGACCACCAGCAGUGGAGGGGAGAAGAGCGGCCUGGCCUCGGUCAAAGUGAGGGGGGGGGGACUCGGACUCUCUGCUCAGAUCUUCAGAUUCCAGGAUCCUGUUUUGAGCAGCAUCUCCCCCCAGAGAGGCCCCAAAGCGGGGGGCUCCUCCUUCACCAUCAGGGGCCGGAGACUGAGGACGGGACACGCCAGGGAUGUCAAAGUCUUCAUCGGAGGGGUUCUAUGUGUAGAGCCGAACAUCCAGGAGGAUCACAUCAGCUGUCUGACCAAAGGCAGCAACAGAACCGGGGGACAUGGCAUCAUCGUGCGGUUCGGAGGCACGGAGCGCCACCUGCAGGGUCUGGUGUAUCACUACACCCCCAACCCCAACAUCUCCAUGGCUUCACCCUCUAAAAGCUUUCUCAGUGGAGGGCGUAUCAUCAGAGUCUCCGGGCAGAACCUGGAUGUGGUCCAGGAGCCCAAGAUGAGGGUGACCCUCAGUCCUCCUGACACCCUCCCCCCCAGGAGGAGAAGGAGCAUCAGAGGGAGGGGUGGAAGGAGUCUGAGCAGAGGACGGGAUCACCGGGGGAGCAUGAAGAGAUGGAGGAGGAUCGUCCCAGAGGCAGAGUGCCCCGAGGGAACGCUCUGUCACGUCAAACAGUAUGAGUCUGGCUGCACGGUGAACGGCUCCGCCCUCAUCCUGUGUCCGACUCCUGCCGUGGGCCCAGAGGCCCGGAGGGCCAGGGUCAAAGUCCAAUUCCUGUUGGACAGCCUCCAUUUUGACUUCAGCGCCGUCGGGGGCAAGGCCUUCAGCUACGAGCCCAACCCGAGGCUCUACCUGCUGAGCCAGAACGACCCCAGCAAGCCGUACCACCACAAACCGGGCAGCAUCAUCUCCGUGGAGGGAGAGAACCUGGAUCUGGCCAUCUACAAGCACGAGGUGGAGGCUCGGAUCGGGGCGGGGGUGUGUUCCGUGAAGACCCUGACCCACAACCACCUGUACUGUGAACCGCCGACUCAGCAGCCCUCACUCACUGCCGGGAAGAAGCAGGACAGCAUGGAGAGUCUGCCGGAGUUCACAGUGAGAAUGGGGAACCUGAACUUCUCUCUGGGCAGAGUGCAGUACGACAGCCAGGCCCAGUCCACGUUUCCUCUGGAGGCCCAGGUGGGGGUCGGGGUGGGGGCCUCCAUCGUGGCCCUCAUCGUUCUAAUUAUAGUCCUCAUAUACAGGAGGAAGAGCAAGCAGGCCAUGAGGGACUAUAAGAAGGUUCAGAUCCAACUGGAGAACCUGGAGACCAGUGUGAGGGACCGCUGUAAGAAGGAGUUCACAGACCUGAUGACGGAGAUGAUGGACAUGUCCAGUGAUCUGGUGGGCUCGGGGAUUCCCUUCCUGGACUACCGGGCAUACGCAGAGCGCAUCUUCUUCCCCGGCCACCAGGAGUCACCCCUGAGACGAGAUCUGGACGUCCCGGAGAGUCGGAGGCAGACGGUGGAGCAGGGGCUGGUGCAGCUGUCCAACCUGCUCAACAGCAAACUCUUCCUCACCAAGUUUAUUCACACUCUGGAGGUCCAGCGGACGUUCUCCCCCAGGGACCGGGCCUACGUGGCCUCUCUGCUGACGGUGGCCCUGCACGGUAAACUGGAGUACUUCACUGACAUCCUGAAGACGCUGCUCAACGAUCUGGUGGAACAGUAUGUGGCCAAGAACCCCAAACUGAUGCUCAGGAGAACGGAAUCUGUGGUGGAGAAGCUUUUGACAAACUGGAUGUCCAUCUGCCUCUUUACCUUUCUGAGGGAAUCAGCAGGGGAGUCCUUCUACAUGCUGUUCAGAGCCAUAAAGCACCAGGUGGACAAGGGCCCUGUGGACGCUGUGACGGGGAAAGCAAAGUACACACUGAACGACAACAGGCUGCUGCGAGAGGACGUGGAGUACAAAACGCUGACCCUGAAUGUUGUGAUGCCUGCUGCAGCCUCCACCGGGGGGGGCUACCACUCAGACGGACCUGCCAAAGUCUUAGACUGUGACACCAUCACGCAAGUGAAGGAGAAACUUCUGGAACAAGCCUGGAAGGGAACCUCCUUUUCCCAGAGGCCACACAUCGACUCAUUACACCUGGAGUGGCGUUCAGGUGUUGCAGGUCACCUGAUCCUCUCAGACGAGGACCUGACGUCAGUAGUACAAGGCUUAUGGAAGCGCCUGAAUACACUGCAGCACUAUAAGGUUCCUGACGGAGCAACGGUGGCCCUCGUCACCAGGAACACCAAAAACCAUGUCCAUGACAGCCAUGAUUACAUGCCUGGAGAAAAGACCCCCAUGCUGGAUGACAUGGAGGAGGGGGGGGUGAGGCUGUGGCACCUGGUGAAAGCCAGCGAGGAGUCUGAGCUGCCCAAACACAGGAGAGGGAGUGAGAGGGGGGGGGAGAGGGCCAAGGCCAUCCCCGAGAUCUACCUCACCCGCCUGCUCUCCAUGAAGGGCACGCUGCAGAAGUUUGUGGAUGAUCUGUUCACGGCGAUCCUCAGCACCAGCCGCCCCGUUCCUCUGGCGGUCAAAUACUUCUUCGACCUGCUAGAUGAUCAGGCUCUGAAGCACGGCAUCACCGACCCCGAGACCAUCCAUAUCUGGAAAACCAACAGUUUACCGCUGCGGUUCUGGAUCAACAUCCUGAAGAACCCGCAGUUCAUCUUCGACGUGCAGACCUCGGACCACGUGGACGCCGUGCUGUCCGUCAUCGCUCAGACCUUCAUGGACUCCUGCACCAUCGCCGACCACAAGCUGGGACGGGACUCGCCCAUCAACAAGUUGCUGUACGCCAGAGACAUCCCGCGCUACAAGCAGAUGGUGGAGAGGUACUACGCAGACAUCCGUCAGACCAUCUCGGCCAGCGACCAGGAGAUGAACUCCGCUCUGGCUGAACUCUCUCGUAACUACACAGCAGAGGUCAACUGCCUCGUGGCUUUACAUGAGCUGUACAAGUACAUCAACAAAUACUACGAUCAAAUCAUCACAGCCCUGGAGGAGGACUGCACCGCCCAGAAGAUGCAGCUGGGUUACCGGCUGCAACAGAUCGCUGCCGCCGUGGAAAACAAAGUCACUGACCUAUGACCCAACGGACUGGAUACAUUUCUCCUCUAAAAUAAAAGACAAUAAUGGGAGCAGCUUCUGUCUCCUGGAGAAAAGAAUAAUCUUUUUAUAAUGCGAAAGGUAUGGCACAUUCUGUCAUUUUGACUUUUAGUGAAGGGAGGGAUGAUCUUAAGAGGAUCACUGACUCUAAAACUCCCAUGAACUGAACACUGGGAGUUAACGGGAAGAAUAUGUGAAAUGAAGCACAUUUAAAACAAAGGAAUUUACAUGACUUCUCUCGUAAGGAUUUCCAAACUAAAGGGAGACAUUAUAUCAAACAUUUUCCUCCGUGGCUCGCUGGACUUCUUGACGAACUGCACUGAACAUUCCUUAUAGUCCUACGAUGAGGAAUGGAAGCUGUAGGUGUGCUGGACGAAGAAACACGUUUUCAAACAUGAUAUGUCCAAGUCUUACGUAAAGGACGAAUAGACAAAGAGCUGUUGAGGCCUGUCCGUAUUCGAAGGAUGUUUCAUUCUGCUUUUAGCUUCCUUAAAUCAUUCUACCAAGUCUUACUCUGUGGUGUUUAAAGAGCUGUUAUUGGACAGUUUGGGGUCCAUGGACAGGCUUUCUUUCUUACAUUUUUUUAAGCGUUACAUUGCCAGUUGUGCUUUUUACUGCAAUUUAUAUUUGCUGCCUGUAGUUUGAAGAACUGAAAAUCAGUGUUUUGUAAAAAGUGUUGAUUUUAUUUCUACUCAUGACUUCCUGUUAUUCUGAAUGUUCCUUUUCUUAGGUCUUUUUGUUCUAUGUUUCUAUGUACUACAGACAGUUUGGAAGAGGUGCGUUUAGAUAACUCAUUAACUGAUCCGUCCUUUAAGAAAACCAUUACAAUAAUAUAUUAAACAACGUGUAGACAAAUCCAUAACAAUCUCUACUAAUUAUUUUUUGUGUAUGGAAGACCAAGCAUUGACUUAUUGGAAAUAAAUGCACAACUAUAUAAAUAAUGUUCAUAGCAGCUAAGGAAUAUUUCACUACUACCGGGUGUUUUUAACGCGUCUGACUGACAGUUUUUAUUCCCUAAAAUACUUUUUUUAAGACAGACUUGGGUAACUGUUCAAUAUGUAUAAAACUUUGUAUUAGGGCCAUUGGAUUUUUUUAUUACGGAACAUGUAUAAGAGAAGAUUCUGAUAAUCUCUAAAAAUUGCAAAUUUACAAGAAAGAAACUUAAAUAUUGUUCCACGAAAUAUGCCAGAUGCAUGUGUUGGUGAGGAGCUUUAGCAGUAUGGACCAUGGUGAUGUCCAGCCUGUAGAUCCUAAUACGCAAAAGCCAUGACCUCAUCCAAAUCAGUUUAUUGUUUUUUAUCUGAAUAAUGUCAGUCGGGGUCCGCAUGUAAAUUUGGUCAUUCUGGACUAAAACCCUAAAUCUUUCCUAAUUGCUAAAUCCCAUUGCAAAGUGUAAUUUGAUUAGGUCAACCACUGCAGGCAGUCUACAUUGGAUGCAGGUGAAGCUACAGUAUGUGGUUAAUGUAAAGUUCAGCCUCCCCAAGCUCUAGCAUUCUCUUUUUUAACUAAAAUGUCCCCUAAUACACCGUCAUAAAUCACGACGUAAUAAUACAGUCACCUCAUAUACAGUAUGUGCAUUUCAUCAGUUUAUUUAAUUUGCCUUGGCCAAUUGUAUGUAUUUAUUAUUUAGUUUUUAUUAAGUCAAGCUUGAUCUUCCAUAUCUAAGAGGUUUUUUGUAUUUUUUUACGCAGCCAAUACCGCAAGUUAUUUUGAUCUUCCUCACAUAUUUUAGGCUGUUUCGUGCUGAAGGUAAAUUGCCUGUGCCAAGAUUUUUUUGCUUUAUUUUUAUAAAUGUUUUGCCAGACGUGUUACCACGGAGCAAAGCUGCACUUCUUUAUCUUUUAGUAAUUCUUUCCAUUCUCUCAAGACUUAAUAUGAUUAAUAAACAGACGUGCCUAUUUUCCCUGUUGCUCAAUGAUGCCACAUGUAAAAGAUGUUUCUAGUUUUCUUCAAUUUAAUUUAUUAUUCCUAUUUAUUCUAUUGCAUUUGUGGUUGCUUUUAUUUUUUCAGACAUAUAAAAUGAUAGUGGGUAUGCCCCUUCCAAUCAGAUUUUAAUCAUGUUUUGUUUUUUUAGAGCAACAGAUUUUUUUUUUACAUUAUGGGAAAUCGCGUUGAUCUCAAGAUAGUAGCAACUGUCUUGAAAUCUGAAUGAAAUAUCUUCUUUUGCAUCAUUUUUAGAAGCAGUAGAGAAACAUGAUUUGUACAGAUGCUAUUAUGUUGUACAUUCAAAAAAACAUUCUUUGCACAUUAGUGUUGCUUGUGGCUAACUUGUUUAUGCAAAGCUCGGUUCCAAUGUGUUUACCAUGUUCCUGUAGAUCAGGGGUCGGCAACCUUUUUGAUAUGGAGUGCCAUUCAAAGAAAAUUAUUUUAUCA
Messenger RNA from Trematomus bernacchii (emerald rockcod), 9117 nucleotides. It is a transcript of the gene plxnb1a, whose product is annotated as plexin b1a. The record is from RefSeq and is a predicted model, not a curated record. Gene Ontology annotation, biological process: regulation of GTPase activity; positive regulation of axonogenesis; axon extension. NCBI's taxonomy places the organism in Eukaryota, Metazoa, Chordata, Actinopteri, Perciformes, Nototheniidae. Gene Ontology annotation, molecular function: semaphorin receptor activity; protein binding. Gene Ontology annotation, cellular component: semaphorin receptor complex.